CUCGCAGCCAUGGGCCCUGGCCCCAGCCACGCGCCGGGCACCCCACGCCCAGUGCUCUGUGCGCUGGCCUUGAUGGUGGCCAUAGGCAGCCGCAUCGCCUCCGCCUUCAACCUGGACACCCGAUUCCUGGUGGUGAAGGAGGCCGAGAACCCCGGCAGCCUCUUCGGUUACUCUGUCGCCCUCCAUCGGCAGACAGAGGGGCAGAGGCGCUACCUGCUCCUGGCUGGUGCCCCCCAGGACCUCGCUGUGCCUGAUGGCUACACCAAUCGGACGGGUGCCGUGUACCUGUGCCCACUCAGUGGCAACAAGGACGACUGUGAACGAAUGAACAUCAAGGAGAGAAGUGACCCCAAUCGUCACAUCAUUGAAGACAUGUGGCUCGGGGUGACUGUGGCCAGCCAGGGCCCGGCAGGAAGAGUCCUGGUCUGCGCUCACCGAUACACCCAGGUGCUGUGGUCGGGGGUAGAAGACCAGCGGCGCAUGGUGGGCAAGUGCUACAUGCGAGGCAAUGACCUUGAGCUGGACACCACGGAUGACUGGCAGACCUACCACUACGAGAUAUGCAACAGCAACACUGACUACCUGCAGACGGGCAUGUGCCAGAUGGGCACCAGUGGUGGCUUCGCCCAGAACACUGUGUUCUUAGGGGCCCCUGGUGCCUACAACUGGAAAGGAAACAGCUACAUAAUUCAGCGGACAGAUUGGGAUUUAUCAGAUUACAGUUACAAGGAACCUGAAGACAAAGGAAACCGGUAUAUUGGGUACACAAUGCAGGUGGGCAGUGCUAUCCUGCACCCAACAGACAUCACCAUUGUGUCAGGUGCCCCUCGGCACGAACAUGUGGGCGCCGUCUUCUUGUUGAGCCAGGAGGCAGGCGGAGACCUGCAGAAGAGGCAGGUGCUGGAGGGCACGCAGGUGGGCGCCUACUUUGGCAGCACCAUUGCCCUGGCAGACCUGAACAAUGAUGGGUGGCAGGACAUUGUGGUCGGUGCUCCCUACUACUUCGAACGUAAAGAAGAGGUAGGGGGUGCCAUCUACGUUUUCAUGAACCAGGCAGGCACAUCUUUCCCUGACCAGCCUUCUCUCCUUCUUCAUGGCCCCAGUCACUCCACCUUUGGCUUUUCAGUGGCCAGCAUCGGUGACAUCAACCAGGAUGGGUUCCAGGACAUUGCUGUGGGGGCCCCAUUUGAGGGCUUGGGCAAAGUGUACAUCUACCACAGCAGCUCCAGGGGGCUCAUCAAACAGCCCAAGCAGGUAAUUGAUGGAGAGAAGUUGGGGCUUCCUGGCUUGAAUACCUUUGGCUACUCCCUCAGUGGGAAGAUGGACGUGGAUGAGAACCUCUACCCAGACCUGCUAGUGGGCAGCCUGUCAGACCGCAUCGUGCUGCUGCGAGCCCGGCCUGUCAUCAACAUCCUCCACAAGACAGUGGUGGCCCACCCAUCUGAGCUGGACCCUGCAAAAUGCACAAAUGACUCUUGUAUGUAUGUGGAGCUGUGCUUUGCUUACAACCAGAGUGCUGGGAACCCCAACUACAGGCGAAACAUAACCCUUGCCUACACCGUGGAGGUCGACAGGGACCGGCGGCCACCCCGGCUCCGCUUUGUUCAAAGCCAGUCAGCCACCUUCAAUGGCUUCUUCUUCAUGCCAGAGAUGCGCUGUCAGAAGCUGGAGCUGCGUCUGAUGGACAACGUUCGCGACAAGCUCCGCCCCAUCGUCAUCUCCAUGAACUACUCUUUAUACCUGCGGAUGCCCGAUCGCCCCCGGCUGGGGCUGCGGUCUCUGGAUGCUUACCCGGUUCUCAACGAGGCGCAGAGUGCGGAGAACCACACCGAGGUCCACUUCAAGAAGGACUGCGGGCGCGACGGCAAGUGUGAGAGCAACUUGAAGAUGCAGGCCGACUUCGUCACUGAGCAGAUGGAGCCGCUGAAAAGGCUCAAGUACAGCCAGGACAUCCGGAAACUGUUCCUGAGCAUCAACGUGACCAAUUUCCCCGGCUCAAAGCGAGCUGGGGAAGAUGCCCAUGAGACGCUGCUCACCAUAGAGAUGUCUCCCCGCAUGCUGCUGUCCUCAGUGCGUCCGCUCGGGGCCUGUCAAGCCAAUGACACCAUCCUUUGUGAGCUGGGCAACCCUUUCAAAAAGAACCAGCGGAUGGAGCUGCUUAUUGUCUUCGAGGUCAGUCCACUGGCCCUGCAGACACGGGAACUCCAGGCGCAGCUACAACUGUCCACGUCCAGUCACCAGGACAAUCUACAUGCAGUGGUCCUGCCUCUGCCAUUGGACUACCUGCUCCAGACCUCAUUCAGCCUGGUGAAAGGCCGACUACAGAGCUACUUUGGGGGCACGGUGAUGGGUGAAGCUGGCAUGAAAACUGUGGAAGAUGUGGGAAGCCCCCUCAAGUAUGAGUUUCAGGUGGGCCCAAUGAAGAGGCUGGAAACACUUGGGACCUUGGUCCUGGGACUGGAGUGGCCCUAUGAAGUCGCCAAUGGCAAGUGGCUGCUGUACCCCACGGAGAUCACAGUUCGAGGCAAUGAGUCCUGGCUCUGCCAGCCACCAGGAGACCUGGUCAACCCUCUCAACCUCACUUUCCCUGUCCCAGGGGAUGGCCCACCAUCUCAGCGCAGGCGACGAAGAGAGCUGGACCAGGAAAGAAACCAGGACUCUUUGCUUGCCCCUGUGAUAUCUCUGAACAGGGCCAAGCCUGUGACCACACUGAGCUGUAACAAUGGUGGCGCCCGCUGUGUGUGGCUGGAGUGCCCCAUUCCUGACACUCAGGUCAUCACCAACGUGACCGUGCAGGCCCGGGUGUGGAACAGCACCUUCAUUGAGGAUUAUAGGGACUUUGACCGAGUCACGGUACAUAGUGAGGCCACGCUGUUCCUUCGAACCAGUGUUCCAACCAUCAGUAUGGAGAAUAAAACCAUACAGUUCUUUGUGGACGUUGACUCUGACCUGGUGGAGGAGCUGCCGGCUGAGAUCGAGCUGUGGAUGGUGCUCGUGGCCGUGAGCGCCGGGCUUCUGCUGCUGGGGCUGAUCAUCCUUUUGUUGUGGAAGUGUGGCUUCUUCAAGCGAGCCCGCACUCGGGCCCUGUACGAAGCCAAGAGGCAGAAGGCGGAGAUGAAGAGCCAGCCGUCAGAGACAGAGAGGCUGACCGACGACUACUGA
Molecule: messenger RNA, 3162 nt
Organism: Elephantulus edwardii (Cape elephant shrew)
Lineage: Eukaryota; Metazoa; Chordata; Mammalia; Macroscelidea; Macroscelididae
Gene: ITGA3
Product: integrin, alpha 3 (antigen CD49C, alpha 3 subunit of VLA-3 receptor)
Exons: 25
Coding region: 10-3162 (1050 amino acids)
Biological process (GO): integrin-mediated signaling pathway; leukocyte migration; cell-cell adhesion
Cellular component (GO): external side of plasma membrane; integrin complex
Molecular function (GO): integrin binding
Source: RefSeq, a predicted model, not a curated record